Molecule: messenger RNA, 1410 nt
Organism: Cannabis sativa
Lineage: Eukaryota; Viridiplantae; Streptophyta; Magnoliopsida; Rosales; Cannabaceae
Product: replication factor C subunit 3
Exons: 9
Coding region: 184-1275 (363 amino acids)
Biological process (GO): DNA repair; DNA-templated DNA replication
Cellular component (GO): nucleus; DNA replication factor C complex
Molecular function (GO): ATP binding; ATP hydrolysis activity; DNA clamp loader activity
Source: RefSeq, a predicted model, not a curated record
CAAAAAUGCUAAUUAGACACAUUUGGGGGUCAAAAAUCCUAAAAAAUAAAAGAAAGAAAAAGCUCCUCAAGUGGGAGUUUGGUUUUGGCGCCAUAACUCACUCUCUCACUCUCACUCCUAACGACGCUUCCGUAGAAAAAGCUCAGACCUUUGGACUCACCACCGGCCACCACCACCGCCACCAUGACCGAAUUCAUUUCUCUGAUGGACAUCGACGAUGAAAGCACCGGAGGCGGAGACACCUCUAAACCCGUUUCCACACCCAUCAUCAAUAACCCCAAAAACGUCGCCACCGCCAAAGCAGCGCCUUGGGUCGAGAAGUACCGACCUCAGUCCCUCGCCGACGUCGCCGCUCACCGCGACAUUGUUGACACCAUUGAUAGAUUGACCAAUGAGAAUAGAUUGCCGCAUCUUCUACUGUACGGACCUCCGGGCACAGGAAAAACUUCUACCAUUCUUGCUGUGGCUCGCAAGCUUUACGGGGCUCAGUUUCAUAACAUGAUUUUGGAGCUGAAUGCAUCUGAUGAUAGGGGAAUUGAUGUUGUGAGGCAACAGAUCCAAGAUUUUGCUAGCACUCAAAGCUUCUCCUUUGGUGCAAAGGCAUCGGUAAAAUUGGUAUUGCUGGAUGAGGCAGAUGCAAUGACAAAGGACGCUCAAUUCGCUUUGCGAAGAGUGAUUGAGAAAUACACAAAGAACACAAGGUUUGCUCUUAUCGGUAAUAAUGUCAACAAAAUUAUUCCUGCACUACAGUCACGAUGUACUCGUUUUAGAUUUGCUCCUCUUGAUUCUGUUCAUGUCACUGAACGACUCAAACAUGUAAUAAAGGCUGAAGGGCUUGAUGUAUCGGAGAAUGGCUUGGCAGCACUUGUACGGCUUAGCAAUGGUGACAUGAGAAAGGCUUUGAACAUCUUGCAGUCAACACAUAUGGCUUCACAGAAGAUAACAGAAGAAGAAGUAUACCUUUGCACUGGAAACCCAUUGCCCAAAGACAUUGAGAAAAUAUCUCAUGCUCUUCUAAAUGAAUCCUUUUCAAAGAGUUUCAAAGAAAUAUCUGAUAUGAAAGGAAGGAAAGGAUUGGCCUUAAUAGAUAUCGUACGAGAAGUAACUAUGUUUGUCUUCAAGAUAAAGAUGCCUGCUAAAGUUCGCGUUCAGUUGAUUAACGAUUUAGCAGAUAUAGAAUACAGAUUGACUUUUGGGUGCAACGACAAGUUGCAACUUGGAUCGCUUAUUGCUUCAUUCACGAAAGCUCGGUCUUCUCUAGUGGCGGCUGCAUAGUAAUAUUUCUGUGUCUAAUUUUGUCAACUUAAUUUCUAGGCACUGAUUCAAAAUGUGGUUAUUGUGUAAACAGAUGUUUUAUUUGGGAUACCCCACUUUGUCAAUUAAAGUUUUGGGUGAUGUGCUUUUGGAAUA